GCAGGGUAGCAGCAGCAGCAGCCGGCUGACUCAACCUUCACUUUGGGCUCCAGUCUGAGCCGUCCUCCGCUGUUCGGCUGGUUUAAUCUGUCAGGAGGAUAGCUCUGUCUUUAUCCGAGUCAUGGAGACCAGAGGAGAACUUCUCACGGUGUAGCCAGGAGGAUUCGUUGACCGCCAGAGCAUCAUGGAGCCAGAUGUCAUCCGUAUGUACUCGUCCUCUCCACCCCCGAUGGAGGACGGUGCAGAGGAUGAGGACAAUGAGUUUGGAGACUUCGGCACCUUCUCUGGCGUCCCGAACAGCAUCAGCUUCACAGAGUUCGACACCCCUACAACUUUCAAUCAGACACAGGCUUUGAACGCCACCUCCCCGCCGGAGCUUAUCGCCAACAGAGGGGUGGUGGGGUUCAGCCACAGCUCCUCCAAUGGCACCCACAGUCCUAGUAAUGAGCUGUCAAAGGCUAAUGGCGUUGUGCCAUCAGGCCACCUGGACAGCAGCCCCCCAGACAGAACUGAGAUGAAAAAAGUCCUCUCCAGCUCUCUGGAUUUGUCAGUGAGCGACACAGCUGGCAGUGAGCCCGCUGACUGCAACGGCAGAGGCACAGAGGUGCUAACAAACGGGUUUGCAUCCUUGGACAUUCAGGGAAGCCCUUCCUCGCAGAAUUCUGUCCACGCUCACAUAAAAGGAACGUCCACUGGGGACAACGGCGCAGUCCCCGUUGAGAGCCCGGAGGACGAUUUUGCAGACUUUGCUGCUUUUUCAAAUGCUGAAGGACACCUCGGCCAGACAGCUAAUGAGGACUUGGACAACCCCACGGGGGGCAGCUGGCCGGCGGAGGCUACCUGCCAAGAGGAACACUGUAAUAUAGCACAGGGAACGACUUCAGAGGACAAUGUCAGGGACACAAACAGAACUGGACCCAACAUAUCUGUCCCUGCUGAGGCCCCGGACGGCUCAUGCAACACGGACCGGGGCUCACACACGGACGCUGACUCUAAUGAAAGGGACGUAGCCUUCGCCUCAGAGGCAGUUUGCACUAACACAACCCUCACUCUGAACGGGGUGGAUGUAGCCAACACGGACGAUUCCAAAGACGCCACAGGCAGCUGCGAAAAUGACCUCUCACCUGACGCAGCUGCAGACGGUGAGGCGGGACAGUCAGACUGGAAGGGCUCUGGUAAUGAGACGGAGACAGAAACGGAGACAGAGACGUCCUUUGGCCGGCCGCUGUCCACAGACGCACUGGAGGAGUAUGGAGACAUGAGCACUACGGGCUCCGUGCCCUCUCCGCCCCUCCAAGGGGAGACCGCCACACCUGCUGACCACAGCCAGCUGGCCGAGGAUGACAUGGAAGAAGACUUUGGGGAUUUUGGAGAUGCCGGCUCAUUCGGCGGUCAGGGCUUUGCAGAUUUUGACCAGCUUGACUUCCAGCAGGAGCAGAGCAAGUCGCACAGCUCGGCCCCUGCACAGGAAGCCGCAGACGCCAAAGACGAUGACGACUUUGGCGACUUUAAUUCCCCAAAAUUUCACAAAGGCGGAGAAGAGGAAGAGGGUGGAGGAAAAUUUGCAGACUUCCCUGUCAGCGACAGUUUUGGGAAUUUCAGCUCAGCUGCAGAUGGAGCAGACGACGGGGCGGAUGCUGGGUGGAGCGCCUUCGGGGAUCAGCAGGAGCAGGUGGAGGGGGAGUCCUGGGCGGCGUUCACCACGGAGCCGAGUGUCGCUCCACCUGCAGAGAGUAGAGAGGAGGAGGAGGAGGAGGAGUGGCAUGAAAGUGAGGCACCUGUAGUCAGCGAGGAAGCCAGCAGGACGGACAGACAGUCGCAGACCUUGUUGUCGAGUCGUCUGGAGAAACUGUUUCAGAGCAGCUUCCCUCAGACUGCCGUCGUCCCCGCCAUCGAGGAUGUGGAGGUGUCGACCUUGAAGAACCUGCUGGAACCUCCAGAGGAGAAACAGCCAGGAGCAGAGGAGGAGGAGAUGCCAGCGGGGCACAGGUCUAUGCAUGGUGGCGUAUGGACGCAGCUUCAGGACAUCCACGAGGCGAUAGGCCUCAGAUACCAGUGGGGGGGCUCUCACUGCAACAAAGCACUACUCUGCUGCCUGGGCAUCGACACCAGGAACAUUCUGUUCACAGGACAGAAGAAGCAGCCGGUCAUCGUGCCGAUGUACGCCGCCAGCCUGGGGAUGCUGGAACCAACCAAAGAGCCUGUAAAGCCCAUCUCUGCAGCAGAGAUGAUUGCUUCUAUAGCACAGGCGCCUCCAGCUGCUCCAGAGAAACCCUCCUGUACACCAGACACAGUCCAGGUGGGACCUCAGGACGUCCACCGACCAACACAGGAGGCGCUCCCACCCGUCCAGUUUGACUGGAGCAGCAGUGGCCUUACCAACCCUCUGGAUGCGAGCGGAGGCUCUUCUCUGUUAAACCUGGAUUUCUUUGGUCCUGUGGAGGAUUCAGGCUCCACCAGCUCAACCUCCAUCCCAGGCGUCGACCCUGAGCUGUACGAGCUGACGACAGCUAAGCUGGACCCCGGCAGCUCCGGUAGCCGUGUGGCCGACGCCUUCGCCCGCCUGAUGUCCACCAUGGAGAAGACCAGCACCUCCACCAGGAAGCCAAGGAGAGAGGAGAAUCUGAGCGAGGAGGCAGCCAAGGUGAUCUCAGGUCUGCCCGAUCUCUCCUUCAUGCAGGCCAAAGUGCUCAUGUUUCCCGCCACGCUGACGCCGCUUGGCUCAGCGGCUACGCCGGACUGAUGCCCCUCCCUCCCCAGUACUGACCCCGCCCCUCCCCUGACUGUCUAGCCCCGCAAACUGGAUUGGUCCAAGUCCUCUAUUUUUGUCUUUUUCUCGCUGCAGCUUAGCUUCUCCCUUCAUACAUUUGUUUCUUUUAAUUUUUUUUUUUUUUUUUUUUUUUUUUUUUUUUUUAUUUAAAGUAAAGCGAAGCAUUUAUCACGACAGGAAACAGCUGGGACGCUCGGCCUGCACAUUUAACAGAGUCAUUAUUUAUAGACGGGAUAAUUUAUAGAGGAAGGUUUUAGACAUGUGUGCUGUUCAUAUCUAGAGGAAUCAUCGUGUAUAUAAUCAGGGAUAAAACCUUUAUUUUCCUUCUGUGUUAAUUUUAAUUCUGGAUGAUUUUGAGGAUGAUUUGACGUCUCCAUGUUGGGAGUUUGUUCGUGUCUGUUUGUGAAGGAAACACUGGCUGAAGCUCUUUGAAUCAAACUGAAGUGGUAUAUAUAUGUAAGUUUAAAUUAAUACAUUUAUAUACGUAUAUAAAUCUAUAUAAAUAUAUAUAUAUAUUUAUCAACUUGAAACCACACUGCCUGCAAAAUCCAGCUGAAUGUUUGUCCCCUUGUGUUUAAAGGCCUUAGUUUUUACUUUCAGUCUCGUAGAUUUUAACCAGAUUUUCUCUUUUUUUGUGGAAUUUAACGUCGCUUUUUAACAUGAAUUAUGUCCAAACAUCCCACUGUUGCUGCAAUCUGUCUUCACUUUAUUUUAUUCCAGGUUUGAACAUUUUCUAGCUGCUUUGUCGUCAGAUAAAAACAUGUUUGCUUUCUCGCUUCUUGUUUUUCGGGGGUAAAAACGGGACUUUUGUUUUGGUUAAAACCACUGAAACUGGAUGAAAGUUUCUCGGCAGUGAAGGUCGACUCAUCAGAAGGGAAUUAAGGGACCAAUUUCUGCUUCCACGUGUUGAGUUUGUACACUGUUCUCCUAAAUAUGAAGUGCUUUUCGUCGUCGCCGCUCUUAUUUGUUAAUUUUUUUGUUUUGUUUUGCUCAUACUACUGUCAGCCCCAUCUCCCAGGAGGAUUUUGCACAUUGUAAAGAUGAAAUGGAUGUAAUCAUAGUUCACUGUGGCUUUAGACUGUGUACAGUUAAACUAUGGGCUGUAAAAUGUACGGGAAAAUUCCUAUGGAAAAAACUGAAUCACUUGAAGAGCCUGUCAAAAGGUCAUUGUGCAUGCCCGGGUUCUUUUCAGACGAUAAGUGUGUAAAUUUUACUUUUAGUGUACACAAGAAAUU
Messenger RNA from Cheilinus undulatus (humphead wrasse), 4005 nucleotides. RefSeq names its product aftiphilin a (gene aftpha). Gene Ontology annotation, cellular component: trans-Golgi network membrane; AP-1 adaptor complex. Gene Ontology annotation, molecular function: clathrin binding. The transcript is spliced from 10 exons. NCBI's taxonomy places the organism in Eukaryota, Metazoa, Chordata, Actinopteri, Labriformes, Labridae. Gene Ontology annotation, biological process: intracellular transport. The record is from RefSeq and is a predicted model, not a curated record. The coding region runs from base 185 to 2743 and encodes 852 amino acids.